Messenger RNA from Penicillium digitatum Pd1, 150 nucleotides. NCBI's taxonomy places the organism in Eukaryota, Fungi, Ascomycota, Eurotiomycetes, Eurotiales, Aspergillaceae. The record is from RefSeq and is a predicted model, not a curated record.
AUGCCGUCAAUUUCCAAUCCCGUUGUUGAUCCGGGCAAUCCUAUCUCCGUUGACGCACUUGAUCUCUACCAUCCCGAUAAAUGGAUCUCCCUAUAUUCCAUCAACGGUGACAGAAUCGGGACAGGCGCUGCGGAGGAGUCCGAAAGCUAG